AUGGGUGACAUUAAAGAUCAGCCAUGUUUUUUAAAAGAUUUAAAACCAAAUAUGAAACGUGUCUCUUCUGUUUUCAUAGUUCUUGAAUUGGGUCCAGUUACACGUACAAAAGACGGGAAUGAAGUUCGUACAGUUAAGGUGGCUGAUCGUACAGGAACAAUUAAUUUAUCUGUUUGGAAUGAGAAUAGUUCUCUGAUUGCACCAUGUGAUGUUUUACAACUUGUACAGGGCAAUACAACAGUUAGAGGUGGUUGUUUAACCCUGAAUGUCGGCCGUUUUGGUCAACUAAUAAAAAUUGGAGAAUUUUGUUUUCCUUUUGUUGAAUCCCCUGAUUUCAGUGCUUAUAAUGAUGAAUGGUUGACGAAAACGAGUGAUUCAAAUUCAACAACGAAACCGGAAAUUGUCAAUAAAUAA
Messenger RNA from Trichobilharzia szidati, 414 nucleotides. Lineage: Eukaryota; Metazoa; Platyhelminthes; Trematoda; Strigeidida; Schistosomatidae. The record is from the annotation of a GenBank genome assembly.